Messenger RNA from Uncinocarpus reesii 1704, 2871 nucleotides. RefSeq lists its product as uncharacterized. The coding region runs from base 1 to 2871 and encodes 956 amino acids. The transcript is spliced from 2 exons. Gene Ontology annotation, biological process: protein phosphorylation. Gene Ontology annotation, molecular function: ATP binding; protein kinase activity. The record is from RefSeq and is a predicted model, not a curated record. NCBI's taxonomy places the organism in Eukaryota, Fungi, Ascomycota, Eurotiomycetes, Onygenales, Onygenaceae.
AUGGCCAUCUCAAUUGCGGACACUGCCGGGCCUUUCUUGGACCCUAUAUUACCCAUGCCUAACCUCAAGAAAUCCGCUCCCGUCAAACAGAGCUUCUUGCACCGAUUGGGUUUGCGAAAAUGGCUAGCCAAAGAGAGCCAUCGUCAGAGCCACAGCCCGGCUACUCCCCCGUCGCCGCCGGUUCCUUUCCCUCUUGCUGCUCCUCCACCGCCCAUUGAACCUCCUCCGCCCAUCAAGAGACCCAGCCAUGCCAGUAUCGAAUUCAACGACAAUCGCGACGAGAAAUUCGGAACGUCUCCCCCCCAAAGACGAUCCGUGAAUAACAUCAACCUUGAAUUCUCACCCGAAGCUACCUUCAGUAGACAGGAAUCUGAACGUCGAGAGCUUUUGACUCCGAAUGAAAAGACCGAUAAGAACCAUCGUCGCGCCGUUUCCGCGGACCAUCGACGACCCCUUAGCUUCCAUCGACCGAGAUCCACUCGUGCCCUUUCCGUCCCUCGAUCUUCCGUGCCAGAGCUGGCAUGGGACAACCCGUGCCUCACUCCUCAUGGAGGAUCCGGGAACGAUUGUUUCCCUAGCCUUGAACACUGCAAUACCGCGACGCACACUGAUGCCGCAUCGGCAAAUGGCGAAGACUUUGAACGUGUAUUGCAAUCGGAGUUGGAUAAAAAAUGGAUAUUGAAUCUGAGUAUGGGUUUUCGGGAUAGGUUGGACCGCGAAAAAUUUUUCAUCACCUACGCAGAGAGCCCCAAUCAUUGGCGAAGGGUAACUGUAUCCUGUGAUUAUCGCGAUGCGGAGCCUGAGUCACUUGAGCGAGACCUCAAGGAGUUACGUUUUCACCGUGACAAGAAUGCCCGAAUCUAUGAAUCCAUUCGAGAAUCUAUCGAUGAAAUUGAGUUUUACGACACCGUGACGAACCUCAGAUUGGAGACUCGUGAGGGCCGUUUGCAUGUUCACGUCACGGAGGAUGUCAACGAAAUCAUCCCUUAUCCGCCAAUCUCUAGCGUUGCCCAUCUAAGUCCACCAUUGAUUCCCGAAAGUCACAUCGCUUUUCAUAGUCAUCUCUCCGGUUUCGUCUAUCAUGUGAAGCUGAAUGGGGAAAACUAUGUCAAGAAAGAGAUAACUGGACCAGACACGGUUGAAGAGUUUUUAUAUGAAAUUAACGCUCUCCAUGCCUUACUGGAUUCUGACUGUGUGAUCCAGUUUAAAGGCAUUUUGGUGGAUGAUUCAGUAACCGUGGUCAAAGGCUUACUACUUGACUUUGCAUCCCAAGGCUCCUUGGCCGAUCUGUUUUUUGACUACAAAGGCAACACAGAAUGGACCCGGCGAGAGCGCUGGGCUCGACAAAUCAUUAAAGGCCUUGCGGACAUCCAUGAAGCCGGAUUCGUUCAAGGAGACUUUACGGUGUCAAACGUAGUCGUUGAUGAGCACGACAACGCUAAAAUCAUUGAUAUUAAUCGCCGUGGAUGCCCCAUUGGCUGGGAGCCGCCAGAGUUUACGAAAAAGAUUGAAAGCAAGCAGAGAAUAUCAAUGUACAUUGGGGUGAAAUCUGAUCUUUUCCAGCUGGGUAUGACCCUUUGGGCUAUGGCCAUGGAAGAAGAUGAGCCGGGGACACAGCCUCGCCCCCUGACAAUCCCCAGUGAUUCAGCGGUCCCUGAAUAUUUCCAGAACAUUAUCCAGAUCUGCUUAAGCCCAAGGCCACAGAAUCGCCUUUCAGCCAAGGAAUUGUUGUCUCUUUUCCCAAAGGAGUUACCUAAUCCCGUAACGGAAGAGCUCUUGGAAUACCCGGAACAAGACUCUGGCAAUUUCAUAACUACCCAGAAGUUGCACAGUUCCGACAUGGGUUCCGACGUCGGGUCGCCGAGCCAGGCAGCGCUGCUUCACCCGGUGAAACCUGUGACCAACAGUGAUUUUUCUUUGCAUGACAGCCCAGGACCAGAAAGUGAACUCAAUCAGGACCCGCUUCUGCCUUUGCCGCCGGAUGAUCUAUACAACCUGGAGGGAGCUAGCCUGUCAGCUGAACCGACUAACAGUCACAUUGUCCUCGAUGAUGUUGCGCAGUAUGAACUCGGGGGUGAUAUCAGGAACCAAUUAGCUUUCCAGUCUGCCCUUUUCGCUGGUUCUCCUCCUUGUGGACAGGAGUUGUGGCUGGAUCCUUUAGCACCUGCGAGUCAGACUGAAUGCCCUAGGAUAUUUGCUCCUGGGGCUGAAAAGCUUCCCGAGCUUCUUACCGGCGUUGGGGACCAUAUGUUAUAUUCAUUUCCCAACUCCUUAAUUCCAAGAGACGCGAAAGUUAAGACACUACUGACUGCGUCCGAAACUGACGUUUUAUCUGAAAAGGCAAAUUCAGACAUCAACCAAGAGGCUCCUGAUAAUGGUGACUUGAAUAGCGACGCAUGCCGUGAGGCCAUUGCAGAUAGCUUCUAUACUGUUAGUGCCGAUGAAUUGCUCUUGUCAAGAUUACCUAUCAAUCCGGCUUUGGCAAACUGCUCAACUAUUGGCGGCGAGAUAUCCUCGCGGAAUUCUGCGUCAAACGAAAGUCGCAUUCCUGAUACUCAACCCGAUACGCAGUUUCUGCCGCCCACUGACGUUUGCGAAUCUGUCGUACCCGUCGAGUCAUCCGGACGACACCGUGAACGGCCUCCAUUAGACAACGACAGCUUGAUCAUGUCGCUAUUGCCCAUUAAUCCUGCUUGUGACCUAGCUAGACCGUCGUCAAUAAAUCCUCCCUGCGACGCCCAAAUUUCAACCAUACCUUCGUCUCCCUGUAUUAAAAUAGAACCGGAUUUCCCUUCUUCAGCAUCCUUUAUUCCGCUCGACGACUUGUUUACGUCCGCCUUACCUUUAAAUCCGGCCCACCUGAAAUCGUGA